AUGGGGACUGGAACUUGGCACAUUGCAAACCUCCUGGAGAAGAUGACCUCCAGUGACAAGGACUUUCGCUUCAUGGCUACCAAUGACCUCAUGAGUGAGCUCCAAAAAGAUUCAAUUAAGUUGGAUGAUGAUUCUGAGCGAAAGGUGGUGAAGAUGCUCCUACGGCUCCUGGAGGACAAGAAUGGAGAAGUACAGAAUCUGGCUGUCAAAUGUCUUGGACCUCUGGUGAACAAAGUAAAGGAGCUUCAAGUGGAGACAAUUGUGGAUAGCCUUUGCUCAAACAUGGUCUCUGACAAGGAGCAAUUGAGAGACAUCUCUUCCAUUGGCCUCAAGACAGUCAUCUGUGAGCUGCCUCCUUCUUCAGUCACCAUUGCAAAUUCUGUCUGCAAGCGCAUCACCAAGAAAUUGGUCUCAGCCAUCAAUCAAGGCGAUGUCUCAGUUCAGUUGGAGGCCUUGGAUAUACUGGGUGACCUGCUAUCACGUUUUGGGGGGCUUUUGAUCUCCUUUCAUGCAGAUAUUCUUAGUGCCCUCCUCCCACUCUUGGCAUCACCUCGUUUGGCAGUCCGCAAAAGGUCCAUAAUUUGUAUAGGCCACUUGGUGAUAUCGUGCAAUGCAGCAAUUUACAACAAGUUAUUGGACCACUUGUUUGAGGAGCUUGGUAAGAGUCAGGCAAGUUCCACCACUAGGACUCACAUCCAGUGCCUUGGAGCUGUCUGUAGACACUCUGGGCAUCGGUUUGGUGAGUACUUGGAGCGUGCUAUGCCUCUUGUCAUGAAGUACUGCAGCACUGGACAAGAUGACGAUGAACUGCGGGAGUACUGCAUCCAGGCAUUUGAGUCAUUCAUCAGGCGCUGUCCUAAAGAAAUUGCAGAUCACAUUGAAAACAUUGUCAAUAUUUGCAAAGUUGCACUUUGUUAUGAUCCCAACUAUAAUUAUGAAGAUGAGGAGGUAGAGGAUGGAGAAAAUGGCGGGGAAUCUAUGGACAUUCCUGAUGGAGAGGAAUCUGAGGAGGAAUAUUCAGAUGAUGAUGAUAUGAGCUGGAAGGUCAGACGUGCAGCAGCAAAAUGCCUUGAGGCCUUGACAUCAACUCGACCUGAUAUGCUGUCCUAUUUCUAUAAGUCCAUUUCAGCCCUCCUCAUAUCCCGUUUCAAAGAGAGGGAGGAAAAUGUCAAGUCUGAUAUCUUUGCUGCAUACAUGGCUAUGUUGAAGCAGACAAGGCAUCAUGGUGGAUCUCCCAUGUUAGAAGAGGGAAUGGAAGAUUCAGAAGCCCCCAUUGCUCGACUAUCACAGCAGAUCCCUCAGGUUGUCAAAGCUCUUCACAAGACAUUGAAAGAAAAGAGUGUACGAACCCGGCAGGGAGCAUAUGCACUGCUUUCUGAAUUAGUCUCUGUACUUCCAGGAGCCUUGACAAAUCACAUUCAUGUUCUGGUUCCUGGGAUUCAGUUCUCCCUUGGGGACAAGACAUCCAGCAGCAACAUGAAAAUUGAUACACUCUCAUUUCUUCAUAUUCUCAUGAGUACUCAUCCACCUCAAGUGUUUCAUGCUCACAUACCUGCCCUUCUGGGUCCCCUUGUGUCAGCAGUUAAGGAUCCGUUUUACAAAAUCACAUCUGAAGCUUUGAUGGUCAUUCAACAGUUGGUACGUAUUAUCCGACCACUUGAUGAAGAGGGUAGGAUGGAGUUUGUAAGUUACAUCCAGCCUCUAUAUUCUUGCACGUUGCUGCGUCUCAAAGCAGCUGACAUUGAUCAAGAAGUGAAGGAGCGAGCCAUCUCCUGCAUGGGUGUCAUCAUUGCUAAUCUUGGAGACCAUCUCAACAAUGAGUUGUUCAUCUGCCUCCCCAUCUUCCUAGAUCGGCUGAGAAAUGAGAUAACUCGUCUCACCACCGUUAAGGCCCUAACUGGCAUAGCUGCAUCUCCUCUCAAAAUUGACUUGAAGCUGAUUCUUGGGGACACCAUGCCAAUCUUGGGUUCCUUUUUGCGUAAAAACCAGCGGGCACUGCGACUUAGCACCCUCACUCUCCUUGAUACUCUUGUCAAGAAUUAUAAUUCUAGUAUUUCUCCUGAGCUCUUGCAGAAGGUGCUAGAUGAAGUCCCACCAUUGAUCAAUGACAGCGACCUUCAUAUGACUCAGCUGACCUUCAUGCUUCUCACCACCAUAACAAAAAAAUUCCCAGGAGUCUUGGCAACUGUUGGGAAAGCCAUCAUGCUUCAAGUCAUGAACUUGCUCCUUUCACCUCUUCUUCAAGGUGCAGCAUUAGCUGCACUGCAGCACUUCCUUCAAGCCUUAGUGGCUGCAAAUUUGCCUGGCAUGACUUAUCAUGAUCUCUUGACUGCCUUGGGAAGCUGCAUAGGGAAGAGUCAGAGUGCAUCACACCUGCACAAGCAAGCUUAUCAUUCAAUUGCUAAGUGUGUUGCUGCUCUGGCCACAUCAAAGCCAAAUGAAACACUGAAUGUGGUGAAGAAGCUUCUCCAAGAUGUUCAGAAGCCACAGUCAGAUCCCAUGCAGCUUUUUUCAUUGCUGGCAAUAGGAGAAAUAGGGAAGAACACUGACCUAAGUGCAGUUACAUCACUCAAUUCAGUGAUUAUGGAGAGUUUUGGUUCCCCAUCUGAAGAAGUUAAGACAGCAGCUUCAUAUGCUCUGGGAAAUGUCGCUGUUGGAAACUUGUGUCAUUAUCUUCCCUUUGUCCUUAAUGAGAUUCAGACCCAGCCUAGGAAGCAAUAUCUUCUACUGCAUUCAUUAAAAGAAAUCAUUAGCACACAGAGUGCCAGUCCUGGUGCAGUUGAACACCUGCAGCCAUAUGUUUCCUCAAUCUGGGAUCUCCUGUUUGAAAAUUGUGAGUGUAGUGAAGAGGGGACCAGGAAUGUUGUUGCUGAAUGCCUGGGAAAGCUGACAUUGAUUGAUCCUCACCUUCUUUUGCCAAAGUUGAAAGAGCACCUUUCUUCUGAAAGCCCAUUGAUGAGAAGCACUGUUGUCACUGCGAUAAAAUUCACCAUAUCUGACCAGCCACAGGCAGUGGAUACUUUGCUUCGUCGCUGCAUUGGAGACUUUCUUGCUACCCUAGAAGACCCAGAUAUAGGUGUGAGACGUGUGGCACUCAUUACCUUCAAUUCUGCUGCUCACAACAAGCCAUCUCUCAUCCGAGACCUUUUGGACAGUGUCCUACCCCUGCUGUACAAAGAAACAGUAGUUCGAAAGGAAUUCAUCCGAGAGGUUGAGAUGGGUCCAUUCAAGCACACUGUUGAUGAUGGGCUAGACCUACGGAAAGCAGCAUUUGAAUGCAUGUACACCCUCCUAGAUUCAUGUUUGGAUCGUGUAGAUGUUUUUGAAUUCCUCAAUCAUGUUGAAAGUGGGCUAAAAGAUCACUAUGAUAUCAAGAUGCUCACAUACCUGAUGCUAGUGCGUCUAUCACACCUGUGUCCAAUGGCUGUUCUCCAGCGUCUGGAUCGCCUGGUAGAGCCUCUCAGAUCUACUUGCACACGUCAGGUUAAGGCAAAUUCAGUAAAGCAGGAAUCGGAGAAGCUGGAUGAGCUGAAGCGCUCAGCCAUGCGAUGUGUUGCUGCACUCCAAUCCAUUCCAGAUGCUGACAAGAAUCUGCAGCUGAAUGAAUUCUUGAACACAAUUCGAUCUUGUGCAGAUCUGCAGGUGCUGUAUGAGUCAACUCAGAGAGAUUCAGCCAACAUGGCUCCCUCUGGCUCUGAGAUUGCCAUGGACCUGGGCUGA
Darwinula stevensoni is the source of this 3720-nucleotide messenger RNA. The record is from the annotation of a GenBank genome assembly. NCBI's taxonomy places the organism in Eukaryota, Metazoa, Arthropoda, Ostracoda, Podocopida, Darwinulidae.